GCAGAGGUCCGCUACGUGCGUGCAAAGGGCAGCCUAAAAACGGAACGCCAACAUGGUCCGGGCCCCCAGACAGACCCGAAUACUGAUCCUCAAUGACAUGGAGCGAAUGGAGAGGACGCUGUUCCGCCUAGAGCAAGGCUUUGAGCUUCAGUUCCGUCUGGGCCCAACUCUUCAGGGUAAGCAGGUCCGGGUCCACACCAACUAUCCUGCCGAGGGCAAGAAACUAGACCGUCUUGCCUUCCGUCCCCUGGAAUGGGUCAACGUGACGGGCAGGGAGGAUGACUGUGAUAAGUACUGCAAACUGAACCUGCAGGUGGCUGGCUCCUACCAGUACUACUUCGGCUGUGGUGACGAGGAGAAGGUUGGCAGCGGUUACAUCGUAGUGGACCCGGUGCUGAGGGUUGGAGUAGACGAUCAUGUUCUCCCACUGGACUGCAUCGCUAUCCAGACCUACCUGACCAAGUGCCUGGGUCCCCUUGAUGAAUGGCCUAAAAGGCUCAUGGUUGCCAAGGAGGCUGGCUACAACAUGAUCCACUUCACCCCACUUCAGAAGCUGGGUUUGUCUGGCUCCUGCUACUCCUUGGCGGACCAGCUGGAGCUGAAUCCAGAGCUCUCUCCUGAGGGAAGGAACUACACCUGGUCAGAUGUAGGGAACCUGGUGGAGAAGCUGAAAAAAGAGUGGAACAUGCUGUGCAUCACUGAUGUGGUCUACAACCACACAGCUGCUAACAGCAAGUGGAUCCGGGUCCAUCCUGAGUGCGGUUACAACCUGGUGAACUCUCCCCAUCUGAAACCAGCCUGGGUCCUGGACAGGGCCCUGUGGCACCUCAGCUGUGAUAUUGCUGAUGGGAAGUAUGCUGAGAAAGGUGUGCCAGGGCUCAUUCAGAACGAACAGCACAUAAAUGCCCUGCGCAGUCUCCUGUGGAAGGAGGUGUAUCCCAGGAUCAAGCUGUGGGAGUUCCUGCAAGUUAAUGUGGAGAAGGCAGUGGAGCAGUUCAGGAAAUUGCUGCAGGCUGGCAGUAGUGCUGAGCAAUCCAUUCCUAAUGGGACGAAGGAGCUGAAGGUUGUGCAGGAUCAUCAGUACAGACGCUUUGGAAACACCGUAGACAUGACCUCUGCUCUUAGCUCCUUCAGACCUCAAAGUUCCAGCCCAUCACACAUUCUAGAAUGUUGCAACUGGUUCAAGAGUAGAGUGGAAGAGCACAAUAUGGAAUGCUACAAGGAGAUGCACUACCAUGCAGAACAGGCUUCCAACUGCAUUGUGGGAACAGUGUUUUAUCAGCGCUUGGCAGACCACGGGCCUAAGCUGGGGCCGGUCACAAGGAAGGACCCUCUUGUUACCAAGUAUUUUACCUUUCCAUUCGAUGACAUCACCUUUGACCAAGAGAUGCAGCUGAUGAGCCAGAUUGACAAAGCGUGUCAUCUGCUGGCGCUCAAUGGCUGGGUGAUGGGCGAUGACCCCCUCAGGAACUUUGCUGAACCAGGCUCUAAUGUGUACCUCUGCAGGGAGUUGAUCUGCUGGGGGGACAGUGUGAAGCUGCGCUACGGUGACAGACCAGAGGACUGUCCUUACCUGUGGGCCCACAUGAAGAAGUACACCGAGAUCACCGCCAAACACUUCGCUGGAGUCCGUCUGGACAACUGCCACUCCACCCCGCUGCACGUGGCGGAGUACAUGCUGGAGCAGGCUCGUGUGCAGAGGCCCGACCUGUAUGUGGUGGCUGAACUGUUCACAGGCAGCGAGGAGCUGGAUAAUGUCUUUGUCACUAAGCUGGGCAUUACCUCGCUCAUCAGAGAGGCAAUGAGUGCAGGUGACAGCCAUGAGGAGGGCAGGUUGGUGUACCGCUUUGGAGGGGAGCCAGUCGGUGCCUUUGUCCAGCCCACACUGAGGCCUCUGGUGCCGUCCAUCGCCCACGCCAUGUUUCUGGAUGCCACACACGACAAUGAGUGUCCCGUCCAGAUCCGCUCAGUCUACGACUCUCUCCCCAGCUCUGCCAUCGUGUCCAUGGCCUGCUGUGCAACAGGCAGCACCAGAGGAUACGAUGAGCUGGUACCCCAUCAGAUCUCGGUGGUGAACGAGAAGCGCCUGUACUCCUGCUGGAACCCUGAGGCCAAGCCCGCCGAUCCACAAGAGGUCAACCUUCAGACGGGCAUCAUCGCUGCUAAACUGUCCCUCAACAAGCUGCAUCAGGAGCUGGCAGCCAAGGGCUUCUCUCAGGUUUAUGUGGACCAGGUGGAUGAAGACGUAGUUGCCGUGACCAGACACUGUCCCAGCAGCCACCAGUCAGUUGUGGCCGUGUCACACACUGCCUUCAAAGACCCAAAGACACACCAUUAUAGAGAGGAUGUGCCACCUAUGGUUAUCCCAGGUGAGAUUGAGGAGGUGGUGCUGGAGGCACGGACCGUGGAGAGAGCCGGCGGCUCCUACGUUAAGGAUGAGAAGAGCAUCAGUGGUCUGCCGAACUACACCGUAGAGAUCCGGGAGCACAUUCAGCUGGAAGACAGCGAGGUUGUGAAGCAGGCUGACAUCACCUCCAGGGGCAGCAGUGAAUUUGUCCAGGAGAUCGUGUUUGAAAAGCUCACUCCAGGCAGCGUCAUCGUCUUCAGGGUGAAUCUAGAUCCGCAGUCUCAGGAAAUGGUGGGCAUUCUGCGCCGCCACCUGAUCCAGUUCAGCCCUCUCUACAGGACAGGCAGCUUGGCAGAUAACAACGCUCCAGCCAUACUUACAGCACCACUAGAGACGGUAAUGUCCAAGCUGAGCCUGGCUGAUAUGAACAUGCUGCUGUACCGCUGCGACGCCGAGGAAAGAGAGGAUGGAGGAGGAUGCUACAACGUCCCCUCCUGGCAGCCCCUCAAGUAUGGAGGUUUGCAAGGGCUGGUGUCUGUGAUGGCUGAGAUCCGUCCUAGGAACGACCUGGGUCACCCGUUUUGUGACAACCUGAGGCAGGGAGAUUGGAUGAUUGACUACAUCGCCAGCAGACUGCUGGCCAAGGGAGGAGCGCUGGGAGAGGUUGGCAAGUGGUUCCAAGCCAUGUUCAGCUACUUGAAACACAUCCCUCGCUAUCUUGUCCCCUGUUACUUUGAUGCUAUCCUUCUGGGAGCCUAUACAACUGCUCUGGAUGAAGUCUUCAAGCAGAUGUCAAGCUUUGUGCAGAACGGCUCCAGCCUGGUCAAACAGCUGGCCCUGGGUUCAGUACAGAUGUGUGGGGUAGGCAGCUACCAAGCUUUACCACCCCUCUCCCCACACCUCCAGGACGUUCCUCACUGCCUCAAUCUUGUCACUGGCAAGGAAGAACAGUGCUGUGUCUCUUUGGCUGCAGGUCUCCCACACUUCUCCUCAGGGAUCUUUCGUUGCUGGGGCCGGGACACCUUCAUUGCUCUGAGAGGCUUAAUGCUGGUUACCGGCAGACACGUGGAGGCCAGGAACAUCAUCCUGGCGUUUGCAGGCACACUGUGCCAUGGUCUCAUCCCAAACCUGCUGGGCAAGGGAACAGCAGCACGCUAUAACUGCCGCGAUGCUGUGUGGUGGUGGCUGCAGUGUGUCCAGGACUACUGCACCCUGGUGCCCCAUGGGACCGACAUCCUCAUGUGCCCUGUUUCCAGGAUGUACCCCACCAACGUGUCUGAGCCACAGCCAGCAGGAGCAUGGGAGCAGCCCUUGUACGAUGUAAUCCAGGAAGCCAUGCAGCGGCACAUGCAGGGAAUAGAGUUCCGGGAGAAAAAUGCUGGGCCACAGAUAGACCGCAACAUGACUGAUGAAGGGUUCAACGUAGAGGUCAAGGUAGACCAGGACACAGGCUUUGUCUAUGGAGGAAAUCGCUUCAACUGUGGCACCUGGAUGGACAAGAUGGGGGAAAGUGAGAAAGCCAAAAACAAGGGAGUCCCCGCUACACCCAGGGAUGGCUCUGCAGUUGAGAUUGUUGGCCUGUGUAAGUCUACUGUGCGCUGGCUGGUACAGCUCCACAAGAACGGCCUGUUCCCAUAUGCCACUGUCACCGUACGCAGAGAAGGCAAGAACGUCUUUGUGCCGUAUGUGGAAUGGGACCGUAAGAUCCAGGAGAACUUUGAGAAGAAGUUCUACGUGUCUCAUGAUCCUCAGGACCAUGAGAGACAUCCCGGCCUGGUCCACAAAAGAGGCAUCUACAAGGACAGCUACAAGGCCUCCAGUCCCUGGUGCGACUACCAGCUCAGGCCAAACUUUGCCAUCGCCAUGGUGGUGGCUCCUGAGCUGUUUACUGUGGAGAGAGCUUGGGAGGCUCUCGGUGUGGCUGAGGAGAAGCUCCUCGGGCCGCUUGGGAUGAAAACCCUUGACCCUGAUGACAUGGUGUACUGUGGCAUCUAUGACAACAGUAUGGAUACUGACAACUUCAACCUGGCUAAGGGCUUCAACUACCAUCAAGGGCCAGAAUGGCUGUGGCCUGUGGGCUACUUCCUGCGUGCUAAACUCUACUUCGCCAAGAAAAUGGGAGAGGAGACGUACAAUAAAACUGUUAGCCUGGUGAAAAAUGUCCUGUCUCAGCACUACGUCCAUUUGGAGAGGUCAUCAUGGAAGGGUCUUCCUGAGCUAACCAAUGAGAAUGGCCAAUACUGCCCCUUCAGCUGUGAGAGUCAAGCCUGGUCAAUUGCCACCAUGCUGGAGGUCCUGUACGACCUCUGACCCUUCUCACCACCAUCACCUACAACACUAUCACCAAUCUAAUGCACACAUCUAUUAACGGAUCACCAUGAAUUAAGUGCAAUUGCCAGAUCGUCGCGCAACGCACCGCACCCACUGUGUUUCCCCCCAGAGCAGGGUGGCCUCAUAGUGAACGACCUGCCUUCAACGGGAAGGUCCAGGAUUUUUACCCCUGUCAAAGUGUCCAUUAGCAGCCGUCUGCCCUGUUCAGAUGUUCUUAUGCCAGAGAUGGAGAUGAAGGAUAAACAAGUCAGAUAAAUGGCAAAAGUCUGAAUGGAAAAGCAUUGUGUUAAAGCUCCCCAAACACUUGACCGUCAUUAUUGAAAUGCAGUGCCGCUAAUUUGCCCUGUUGAUGACUUCUUUACUUACAGCUUGGGACUUUAUUUUUAGCAAGUUUUUUUCCCUCGGGACUGACUGCACAUUUACAAAGCCGAAAAGGAAAAAUGAUUUCACUUUAGCGGGGUGUCACCAAAAAAAGUCCAAGUACACCAUGCAAACCUUAUCUCUGGAUUCAAGCAAAGGUAGAAAACAUACAAUUCCUCUUGGAGCUCACAGCAGAAGUACCUUGGAGCAAGAGAUCUUACAGCCAGUGAUGGAAUGGAGCUUUUCUAACGAAGCUAUUGAAGGCGGGAGUUGAAAUGCACAGCUGCUGGAUGUAUGGGUGUAACUGUGAGAUGAGGCUUGGCUGCAAAGCCGUGUACAUUUUCAGAAAACCUUUCCCAGAUGAAUAAAGGACACGACGAGACGAUGUCAGAGUUCUUAUUGAGGCAUGUGAAUUGAAAUGGAUUUUUCAAUUAAAAAGCAAUCAAUGAAUUUUUAGCACGACCAUUAAGUAUCUGCUUAUCUGUCUGAUAUCUUGGCACCACUGUAAAAAGAGCUUACGUUUCCUUCCAAGCCGAAAACAAGUCAAUAAAAUAUGAGACCUCU
Lampris incognitus (smalleye Pacific opah) is the source of this 5602-nucleotide messenger RNA. Its product is annotated as glycogen debranching enzyme-like. Gene Ontology annotation, molecular function: amylo-alpha-1,6-glucosidase activity; 4-alpha-glucanotransferase activity. The record is from RefSeq and is a predicted model, not a curated record. Gene Ontology annotation, biological process: glycogen biosynthetic process; glycogen catabolic process. Lineage: Eukaryota; Metazoa; Chordata; Actinopteri; Lampriformes; Lampridae. Bases 53 to 4657 code for a protein of 1534 amino acids. The transcript has 33 exons.